CAGCGUACCUGGAUAGGGAGCUCCUGCCCACACCGUGGCUUUAGCUGUGAUAGGAGGGCGCUGUCCCCGCCUGCAGCCGGAGCCUGCGUGCAGUCCGGUCUCGAGCCUUGCAGCCGCACAGAGUCCCUGCUGGUCAGGGAGUCCUCUCCCAUGGAACGUCACUCCUGGCGGACUUCACUCGGGACGGAUCUCCUUACCGCUCGCAGGUGAGGAGCUACAGCAUUUCUCUGCGCUCAGCGGAAUAACACGCUCCCGGUACACUGAGAUACUUCACAUCAGAUCGUAAUAUCCUGAAAACAGACUAAAAUGUAUGCAAAACAGCGAGAUGGCGAGAACUUUGCAGAUGGAGCUUCAGCAAAAAGAAAAUUCAAUCUUAAAUCCUUUAAAAAGUUCUUUGGCAUAAAGAAAAGGAAAGAAACAUUGCCAUCCCUGGGGAGCAGCGGACUGAAACAGAGCCAAUCCGUCAGUGAUGUCACUAUGCCAGGCUCGCAUUUGGAUUAUGAUUCUGAGGAUGAAAUAGAGUCCGCUGCUGGAGUAUUGGGAAGCAGAGCCGUGUCCCAUGACAGCAUUUUUAUUCCCGAGAUGGUGCAGGAUCCUGGCAGACCUGCAAGAGUAUUUUCCCAGGGAAAUGUGUCGGAUAAUAUUAAAGCCCUGCAGGCAAAGGUUCAGGCAAACAUAAGAACUGGGCCGAAACCUUUUGGAAUCCUCGGUAAGCGAAUUGACGAUGCAGGGGCCAGCUCUGAAGAUGAUGGAUUACCAAGAAGUCCUCCAGAAAUGUCUUUGAUGCAUGAUGCUGUAAAGACAAGGUUCUCUGAUAAUAGUAAAAACAUGAGCUCUCUCAGUUUAGCAGGAACAGGGAGUGAAGAAGAUGAGCAGAUCUCAUCUGGACAUUCGUCAAGACCUCUUUCUCCCGAGGAAUACCAGUUACAUGAUGCCAAUAGGACAUCCAUUGAAAGAAUAGAUGGCCGCUGUAUUUCUCCAUCAGCAGAUUUUGACACUCCAGCGUUUUUAUCAUCCUUCUUGGACAGCUCUGCUGCAAAACACAGGCUUUCAGUGAAGCCAAGAAAUCAAAGGACAAGCAGGAACAGAAGGCCUUCUGUGGUUCUCAAGGGAGAAUCUCUUGUGGAUCUGACCUCCACCGAGGAAGAGCCUGAAUUGGACGAGGAAACAACAGAAGCAUCUACAGAAAAGUCUGUUGAUAUAUCUGCUGAAUUGGAUAAGUCUAGAAGAGUUAGUGCUCUGGAUUCACAUCCCUCAAACAAUGCCCGUUCUCUGCCAGUGGAAAAAAAGGAAAAUAAGAUAGUAAUAGUAGAAGGUUUUCAAACUAUGGAAGAACAAGUGCAGCUCAAAUCAAGUGAGCUUAAACCACUCCGCACGCCAUGCAUUGAUGUCAUAGAUCAUCCUGAUAUUAAAGUGGAAGGAACUACAAAGGUUGAAAAUGACUUUGUGGAGAGGUUCCAUAAUAAACAAGCUAAAAAUGCACCUAGACAGUUGAGUAUUGGAGAUGGUGGUUUGGAAUUAGUAUUAGAAGAAAAAACGCCAUGUAAAAAGGAUAAACAUCUUACAUCAUCAUUAAGUGGCAAUGAAAAAAACAUUUUGAAAUAUAACACGAUAGCAACAGAAAAGCAAGGCUUUGUUCUUGAAACACCCCCUGUCCAUGAGCCAGUUGUAGCACAGUCAAAGACUGAUCAAUUAGGACAUCCACUGGACUCCUUGCGAAAUAGCAGAAGCCAUUCACAGACUUCUCAGUCUCCCUUAAGUGUUGAUUUCUCUUCUUCUCAUCAUGACCAACGCACCCAGGAGCACCCUGAUAAAGAAAACCAUAGUUUAAUUGGGAACAUAGAUAAAAAAAUAGAAAAGCCAACUUCAGAUAGUAAUACACAGAGAAAGUUUUCUGUUUCUUCAGCCUGGGAAAGGCCAAGGGGUGGUAGUUUUUCCCUGAAAGCAAGUGUUGAGGCUGAAGCAGUAAAAAACAUGAAAUUAUCUCUUCCCAAGACAGGUAUGUCCUUAAGUGAAAAAGUGAAAGAAGAUCCAAAACCUCCUGGCACUCGUACUGAAACCAAAAUGAGUACUUGGAAAAAGGAGACAUUGACUGACUUGGAUAGUGUGUCUGCUGAGAAAGUAGCCCUUGGGAACAUUACUCCAGCCCAGAGCUCUAUACUAGCUGCCAGUGACCUCUCUGCAAGUACAGACUCACAGACAGGCAGUGAGGACAAGAAUCCAUUUUUUGUGAAGUUAAGAUCAACUUCCCUGUCACUAAGGUACAGAGAUGAAAUGAAGCCAGAAUCAAGCAGAGUGAAUAGACAUAGUGCUGAACUCAGACAGGAAAAAGCAGGACAGCUAACCUUGUCCAAGAAUGAUUCCACAGAACCCACAAAAGCAGAUUUUGACUCGAAAAAUGAAAACCCAAAAAGCAAAACGAAUGUCAAUGAAUUGACACAUGUAAAACCACCUUUACCCAAAAAGCCAGUUUUACAAAACAUAACUGUUGUUGACGACGACACUAAUAAAGAAGCCUCAGUAAGUGUGUCAAGCCAUGAACGGACAGCAAAAUCUCCAGAGACCAAGACUGAAAACGUGGCCUCAGAACGAAGGCCAAGUUUGCAAAAAGGAAUGGAGAAAAGCACUCCUCCGAUGGCUGUAACAGAGCCUGUCAAGAGCGUGGAAAGAGGAGGACAGCCAUCCUGGGUAUCCAUGGCAUUGCAGAAGCAGAGGGGAUUAAAGGAGGAGCAGAACCCUGUAGAAGACAAGUCCGUGCAUCAGGAGCCUGAAAAACAGAUGAAGGACAAGGGCGUGAUAGAGACUAACAUAAAGCAGCAAAGUGACUUGCUAACGAACAAAACAACAAACACUGCUACAGAUAUUCCUGACUCCUGUGGACAAGAAACCAAAGCUGAAUUAAAAGACCAGCGACCGAGAGCAAACACAUUGUCACAACCUACACAUGCUACACAGCUUUCCCUGCAGACGGAGAAAGAAGAAAAAACCGCAGUCAAACAAGCUAGCCAUUCUGCAACUGGUGAGCCAUCUUGGAUGGAGCUAGCCAAGAAGAAAUCUCAGGCUUGGAGCGACAUGCCUCAGAAAAUUAAAUAAGAGAACAGAUCAUUAAUGGCAUAAACGUGUGUAUGUAUGUUUACAACUGUGUUAAACAUAUCAAAAAAGCUGAUUUGUCUAGGGAAAAUGUAUUUUGAGGACUUUUUAAAACAGGAGUUUCCUUGGUCUGAAAAAAGAAAAAUGGAAACCCUCCUCCACCGCCUAGCAAUAAAGGUAUACGUGACAUUACAUAAAUAUAAUGUGUAUAUAAUAAAAGCUGUACUGCAUCUUGUAGUAGUGAUAUGUAUGCUUAAGAAAAGGAAUGAUAGUGUUCAGUACACUAGUACAUCAUUUUUAGGCGGACAUAAUGUUAUCUUAUUAUCCCCAAUUUAAUUUUUUCGUACAGCCUCACCACAAGUCAGGUAAAAAAAAAAGUUAUCUGCGAAUAUUUUUAAGAUGUACAUUUUUUCUCAAUUAGUAUUUUAUUUUUCUAGAAACAAAGGGACCUCUGAGGGCUUACAGCAUGCAUUCCAUUGAACAACCACUUAAAAAAUCUUUUAAAACAAACACCUUCUUGGUUAUGUAUAAGAGCCUCUUCUCCUUUCAAAGUCUAUGUAAUUAGAGGCUGAUUCUGUAGACCGAUAUUGCCGUUUAAAUAUUUUCCUUCCUUGUUAUUGUCGGUAAUGUUACAACAUUGAAAGGGUUCUCUACGAUCAAAGGCUCAUAAGUAUCUCCACACUUUAGUGCGUGUUUUUUUUCCCAGGGAUUUUUAGCAAUCUAAAAGUACAUGUUAAGAUCUUUUAACAUUGCACAGAGAUUAUGCAUUAAUUAAGCUUUUUCACGAAAAAAAACCCCUUUUAACCUUGUGUCAAGCACAUUUCCUACUGCUGAAAUGUGUACAGUACAGUCAGAGGGUCUUCUGUUUGCGCAGCAAUAUGGUUAAAAAAAAAUCAUUUCUCCUGCCCCCCCCACACACGAUUUCCCUUUAAUAAUUAUUCACAUAAGUACAGAUGGGAAGACUACAUGGGCCAAAUGGUUCUUCUCUGCCAUCAAGUUACGUGUUUCUGUGGAGCAGAUGUAACAGUGUUGGAAGCAACCUAUAUGCAGUCAAUGCAGCUAAAAAUAUAAAAAUGUAUGAAAAUCACUUCCAUGUUGGCUGAAUGGCUUUGCCUUUUAAAAAAAAAAAAAAAAAAUCUGAAUUGGACACUCCUAUCGUAGAAGGCUGGAGAGCAAUUACACUUUUUUGGGUAUAUUUUAUCCAAUUUAUGCCAAUUGAGUUAAUAGCAUUUGAAUAUUAGAUCAGGUUGUCUAGAAGUAAAUCUGUAAGUACUUGUAAUACUAAACUUGCCAGUAGCUGGUCUCACACUGAUCCAGAUAGCCUAAAAAAAAAACAGUAUCAGUAUGGUAACAUGUAUGAUAAAAAAUAAUUAGAACUUUUUUACUUUAACUAUAAUAGUGGAGAAAACUGAGAUGUAAAUAUUCUAUAAAAUAAAAAUUAAAUCCUUGUAUGUUAUCCUUGUAUACCUGUAUGUUAUUGUUUUAUAGUGAAAACAUUUGGAUUCUUGAACGUGAUCAAAUUGUUUUCUACCAGACAAAAAAAACUAAAAUGAAUUGAAUAUCAAUGCAAGUAUCAUAAUUACAAACAGAAAGCCCUAAUAUUAUAAUAACUAAUGCUAAUUUCUGAAAUAAAAAUGAAUUGUAUGAUAUUU
Spea bombifrons (plains spadefoot toad) is the source of this 4742-nucleotide messenger RNA. It is a transcript of the gene CRACDL, whose product is annotated as CRACD like. The coding region runs from base 307 to 3093 and encodes 928 amino acids. Lineage: Eukaryota; Metazoa; Chordata; Amphibia; Anura; Pelobatidae. The transcript has 11 exons. The record is from RefSeq and is a predicted model, not a curated record.